AUGCCUUCUAUAUCAUCAACAGCUUCAGGACCACUCAUGAAUAUGGAUGUUCAAGCGUUUUUUUCGUAUUUAAAAAUAAGAUUUGAUGAAGUUUUUGCUGUAUUUGUUUCUCGAGAAUUAAAAUUUAUAACUCCAUCUGCAUUAACAAUAUUAACAAUGAAGGAAAUCAAUGAUCUUAGUCGUGCUGUGUAUCCAGAUUUAAAAACAAGCAGUACUGACUAUUAUACUGGUGAUCAUUCCGAUAAAAAUGGCAAUCAUGAAUUAAAACAAAGUAUCUUAGGUUUAUUGUGUUUACUAAAGAAAGAAUUUACAAGUGAACGUAGCAAAAAACGAAAAGUUGAUUCAACAACAACAUCAACUGAAAUGACUGAUGCUGAGUUUUAUGAAAAGCAAACUGCAUUGAGUCCAUCAAAUGAUAAACUACUUGGUAAACGUAAACGACGAUUUCGAAAAGAAAAAUCAAUCAAUCAAUUGUCAUAUAACAAUGAAUGGUCAUUUUCAAGCGAUGAACAAUAUCGACCGCCAUCACUUGAACAAAUAUAUCCAUCUGAAAAAGUUUCAGCUGAAGAUAGAGCAGAUUUUGAAUUAGUAACGAGCAGUCGCAUUGAUUAUUUCUGUCAAAAGUAUUUAUUGUUGACUGAUGUUAUUGAAAUUCGCCGUUUUCAACAUUUAGCACAAAUUCAACUUACCAUGCACAACGAACAUCUCUAUGAAUUUUUACGCUUCAUACGACGUCGACCAGAUUUACUCAGUCAAAUACAAAAAACUGCUGAAGAGGUGAAAAAUGAUGAACCUUUUAAAAAACAAUUAGUUCUUGCCGGCCAUCUUAAUAUAAUAAAAAAUACAUCAAAUUUUGUCAAUCUAGGUUAUGAGCAUAAAUAA
Rotaria socialis is the source of this 882-nucleotide messenger RNA. Lineage: Eukaryota; Metazoa; Rotifera; Eurotatoria; Philodinida; Philodinidae. The record is from the annotation of a GenBank genome assembly.